This is a messenger RNA of Diorhabda sublineata, 781 nucleotides long. Its product is annotated as outer dense fiber protein 3-like. Gene Ontology annotation, cellular component: cytoskeleton. The record is from RefSeq and is a predicted model, not a curated record. NCBI's taxonomy places the organism in Eukaryota, Metazoa, Arthropoda, Insecta, Coleoptera, Chrysomelidae. The transcript has a single exon. Bases 1 to 708 code for a protein of 235 amino acids.
AUGCCGCGAAAAAACAUAGGACCUGGACCCGGUAAAUAUAAACUACCACCCGUAGUAGGAUACGAAAAACACGAUAUAUCGAAAUAUCGAAACCCCUGUUACUCGAUCGGUUUAAAACUCCCAUCCGGGCAAAAAUACAUUGGACCUGGACCGGCGUACGGUAUACAAAACAUGACACGUUGCGGUAAGGCCAGUCCCCCAGCGUAUUCCAUGAAAUCCAGACCGAAAGAUUUGACGAUAUUCCGACCACCAGGACCUGGAACAUACGCUCCCGAGCUAGUACCCCGAAUGAACCAACCUCGACCACCUAUGUAUUCGCUAUCCUUUAGGUACCCCCAAAUAAUACCAUCUGCUACACCAGGACCAGAUAAAUACGACGUUCCUUCCACAAUAGGACCGAAAGUACCCGAUAAAUUCUCGAGCGCUGCUUACAGUAUGUCGUUUAAACACUUUUUACGCGAUCUUGACAAAUCCCCAGGUCCUGCCAAAUACACCGGGGUGGAAACAUCGGUUUUCAAGACGAAACCUCCAGUCUAUACCCUAUCUCCGAGGAUAUUUCCCCCCGAUCAAAAAUCCGCAGCACCGGGUCCUAUUUAUUUACCGAAAUUACCGAAAAAACCUGGUUAUUCUUUCGGAUUACGAGUCGAUAAUGAUCCAUAUAUCACUGCCGAAGAUGACAUGCCUUGCAUCGAACGCAAACCUUGUUAGAACAACCAAAUCACGACGUCUAAAAGAUUCGAAAUCUUCAUUUUUUAUCACACAUUUAUUUAUAAUAUAUGAC